This is a messenger RNA of Aspergillus uvarum CBS 121591, 2532 nucleotides long. Its product is annotated as beta-mannosidase. The transcript has 5 exons. The record is from RefSeq and is a predicted model, not a curated record. NCBI's taxonomy places the organism in Eukaryota, Fungi, Ascomycota, Eurotiomycetes, Eurotiales, Aspergillaceae. Gene Ontology annotation, molecular function: beta-mannosidase activity. Gene Ontology annotation, biological process: glycoprotein catabolic process; carbohydrate metabolic process. The coding region runs from base 1 to 2532 and encodes 843 amino acids.
AUGGCGAGUUUCAUCCAGCAUCCUUUGACCACCGGAUGGUCCUUCACAGAUAGCAACGAACAGGCAUCUGAUACUUGGAUGUCUGUUGCUAGCGUGCCGUCUGUCGUUCAUCAGGACCUACAGGCGAAUGGAAGAUUGCAAGACCCUUACAUUGGCUUCAAUGAGCUCGAGGCAAGAUGGGUCAAUGAGAAGUCAUGGUCUUACAGAAAUGUAUUCCAGAAGCCGACCGUCCCUGCUGGAUCCAGGGUCGUUCUGGCGUUCGACGGCUUGGAUACUUUUGCUACGGUGAGACUGGACGAUAAGAUCAUUCUUGAGAGCAACAACAUGUUCCUAGCACAUCGCGUUGACGUCACCGAAGCCCUGGAGGCCGAGGGUGAUCAUGUGCUUCUUAUUGACUUUGAUUGUGCCAUGCUGCGAGCCAAGGAGCUCCGCAAGCAGGACCCCAAGCACAACUGGGCUUCCUUCAACGGUGAUCCGGCCCGACUAGCCGUUCGUAAGGCUCAGUAUCACUGGGGCUGGGACUGGGGCCCAGUGCUGAUGACUGCGGGCAUCUGGCGAGACGUUCGGCUGGAAGUAUACUCUGCCAGAAUAGCGGACCUCUGGACAGACGUAGAUCUUGCUGCGGAUCAUCAGCAUGCGCGGGUUGAUGCCUACGCCGAGGUUGAUGCCACAGAGGACUUCUUCUUCCGAGCCAUCUUCACCUUGAGUAAAGAUGGUAAGGAGAUUGCUCGGCAGGUCACCACGCCAGACAACAAGGUCGCCAAAGUGACAUUUGAUGUUGAUCAACCAAGCCUCUGGUGGCCAAAUGGUUACGGAGACCCAAAUCUGUACGAGGUCUCUGUCUUCUUGGAAAAAGAUCAGAUUGAGCUGCACCAUGUCUCGCAAAAGAUCGGCAUCAGAACAGCAGAGGUCGUUCAGCGGCCAGACAAGCACGGCAAGUCGUUCUUCUUCCGGAUCAACGGAGUCGACGUCUUUUGUGGUGGCUCGUGCUGGAUUCCCGCAGACAACCUCUUGCCCAGCAUCACCCGUGAGCGCUAUCGGAGCUGGAUUGAACUUAUGGUCGCUGGUCGCCAAGUUAUGAUUCGGGUUUGGGGCGGCGGUAUCUACGAAGACAACAAUUUCUACGAAGCAUGCGACGAACUUGGGGUGCUUGUAUGGCAGGACUUCAUGUUCGGCUGUGGCAACUACCCGACCUGGCCCGAGCUGCUUGAGUCGAUCGAAAGAGAAGCUGUCUAUAAUGUGCGCCGGCUGCGGCAUCAUCCGUCUAUUGUGCUUUAUGCUGGAAAUAAUGAGGACUAUCAAGUACAAGAGUCGGCAGGUCUGACCUAUGACUUCGAGGACAAGAACCCCGAGAAUUGGUUGAAGACGGACUUUCCGGCUAGGUACAUAUACGAGAAACUGCUUCCGGAGGUGAUGGAUAAACACUCUCCACGGACAUUCUAUCAUCCAGGAAGCCCAUGGGGAGAUGGCAAGAAGACGUCCGAUCCGACGGUAGGAGACAUGCAUCAGUGGAAUGUCUGGCAUGGAACGCAAGAGAAGUACCAGAUCUUCGAUACCCUCGGCGGACGAUUCAACAGUGAGUUUGGCAUGGAAGCAUUCCCUCACCUCUCAACCAUCAACCACUUUGUCGAGCACGAGAAGGACAAGUACCCGCAGUCGCACGUUCUCGACUUCCACAACAAAGCCGACGGACACGAACGGCGUAUCGCUACAUACCUGGUGGAAAACCUGAAGACAGCUACAGACUUGGAGACCUACACUUAUCUCACGCAAGUCGUCCAAGCCGAGACCAUGAUGUUCGGGUAUCGAGGGUGGCGUCGGCAGUGGGGCGAUGAGAGGCACUGCGGCGGUGCUUUGCUCUGGCAACUCAACGAUUGCUGGCCGACCAUUUCAUGGGCUAUUGUGGACUACUUCCUGCGACCCAAGCCGGCAUUCUACGCUGUCGCGCGCGUAUUAGCUCCGUUGGCGGUGGGCAUCCGACGCGAACAUCACGAUUGGAGCGUUACGCAUGCACAGCCUCCGAAGACGAGCAAGUUUGAGCUCUGGGUUGUUAGCUCUGUUCAAGAGGAAAGGACAGGGACGGUGGAACUCAGAUUCCUCUCCAUCAACGAUGGGCAGGAGGUCAGGGAAAACGUGGUCCACGAGAACAUCACCAUCCAGCCGAAUGGCACCACCAAUCUUAUCGUGGACGGUCUGAUUGAUUAUAAGGAGUAUCCCGAGCCACACGUGCUGGCUGCCCGCUUGUGGGUAGACGGGCAGAUUGUGGCGAGGGAUGUGGACUGGCCUCAGCCGUUCAAGUACCUCGAUUUUUCAGAACGGGGACUUGUGGUGGAGAAGGUUUCCGAGACGGCUGAGCAGCAGACCUUGAAGAUCCGCGCGCAGAAGCCGGUGAAGUGCUUGGUGUUUGAGGAGAGGGAUGGGGUCAAGAUCAGCGACAGCGCUAUGGACAUUAUGCCCGGUGAUGAUCAGACUGUCACGGUCCGGGGAUUCAAGGCGGGUGACUCGCUGAAGUACAAGUAUCUUGAUCACUGA